This is a messenger RNA of Eruca vesicaria subsp. sativa (arugula), 1980 nucleotides long. NCBI's taxonomy places the organism in Eukaryota, Viridiplantae, Streptophyta, Magnoliopsida, Brassicales, Brassicaceae. The record is from the annotation of a GenBank genome assembly.
CUUAAAUAGACGGCUUUGAGCACAUCUGUCCCUCACCAAAAGUCAAGAGAGAGACAGAGACCAGUCUUCGUGAUAGCAAUUCGAUUCCGCGAUCAGACAACUUUCUCCAAACAAUCCAUGGCUGAGAUUGCUAGGGAUCUCCACUCGCUUCUCUCGUCUCCGGCAAGGGAUUUCCUCAUUCGUAACAACGGGGAACAGUUGAAAAUCGACAGCUUGAAAGGGAAGAAGAUUGGAUUGUACUUCUCAGCUGCGUGGUGCGGACCAUGUCAGCGUUUCACUCCACAGUUGGUUGAAAUAUACAACGAACUCUCUUCCAAAGUUGGUUUUGAGGUUGUCUUUGUGUCAGGGGAUGAGGAUGAAGAGUCCUUCAAAGACUACUUCUCUAAGAUGCCGUGGCUCGCUGUCCCUUUUACUGAUUCUGAAACCCGUGACCGCUUGGAUGAGGUUUUUAAGGUUAGGGGGAUUCCCAACCUGGUGAUGAUUGAUGAUGAGGGUAAACUCGUGAAUGAGAAUGGUGUUGGUGUCAUCCGAAGCUAUGGAGCUGAUGCUUAUCCUUUCACACCUGAGAAGAUGGAGGAGAUCAAAGAGGAAGAAGAGAGAGCUCGGAGAGAGCAGAAUUUGAAGUCUGUCUUGGUGACUGCUUCUCGAGACUUUGUGAUUUCUCGAGAUGGAAACAAGGUACCUGUAUCGGAACUUGAAGGGAAAACCAUCGGUCUUCUCUUCUCGGUGGCCUCUUACAGGCAAUGUACUGAGUUUACUUCGAAGCUUUUAGAGGUUUAUAAGAAGCUGAAGGAGACUAAUGAGGAUUUUGAGAUUGUUCUGAUAUCUCUUGAGGAUGAUGAGGAGUCUUUUAAGAAGGACUUUGAGACCCAUCCAUGGCUGGCAUUGCCGUUCAAUGACAAAAGCUCAUCGAAAUUGACUCGGCACUUCAUGCUGUCAACGCUACCCACGCUGGUCAUUCUCGGCCCUGAUGGAAAAACACUUCACUCGAAUGUUGCUGAAGCUAUUGAUGACUAUGGAGUUCUUGCAUAUCCUUUCACUCCAGAGAAGUUUGAAGAACUCAAGGCCAUUGAAAAGGCAAAGCUAGAGGCUCAAACACUCGAGUCACUCCUUGUCUCGGGUGAUCUCAACUACGUUCUCGGAAAAGAUGGGGCUAAGGUGCUUGUGUCUGAUCUGGUGGGGAAGAACAUUCUUUUGUACUUCUCAGCUCACUGGUGUCCUCCAUGUCGCGCUUUUACACCAAAGCUUGUUGAAGUUUACAAGCAGAUAAAGGAGAAGGAUGAAGCGUUUGAGCUCAUCUUCCUCUCAAGUGACAGGGACCAGGAAUCAUUCGAUGAGUACUACUCGCAAAUGCCGUGGCUGGCUCUUCCAUUUGGUGAUCCUAGGAAAGCGUCUUUGGCACGGACCUUUAAGGUCGGUGGCAUCCCAAUGCUAGCGGCUCUCGGACCAACUGGGAAAACCGUUACAAAAGAAGCAAGGGACCUCGUGGGAGCACAUGGAGCUGAUGCUUACCCUUUUACUGAGGAACGUAUAAAGGAAAUUGAAGCCAAGUACAAUGAGAUGGCAAAAGAGUGGCCUGCGAAGGUGAAACAUGCGCUUCAUGAAGAACAUGAGCUAGAGCUGACUCGUGUUCCGGUUUACAUAUGUGAUAAGUGUGAUGAAGAAGGGCAAAUCUGGUCUUACCAUUGUGACGAGUGCGACUUCGAUCUUCAUGCCAAGUGUGCUUUGAAAGAGGAUGCGAACAUAAACGGCGAUGAUGCUGUGAUAGAAGGUGGUGGCGAGUCCAAAGAUGGUUGGGUUUGUGACGGAAACGUGUGCACUAAGGCCUAAUAUUAUUUGUUCAGACUCAGUUAUAUGUAUGCUGAGCUAAUUUUCCUUUCCCUUGUAUAACAAAUAAGAGUGAGAAAGUGUGGUGUCAAAACUGAGUAGAAAUACUCGUUGUUCUUAUAUUUAACGUUCCUUGUUUUAAUUUGAGAAAAC